Messenger RNA from Triplophysa dalaica, 4011 nucleotides. It is a transcript of the gene rasgrp3, whose product is annotated as RAS guanyl releasing protein 3 (calcium and DAG-regulated). The record is from RefSeq and is a predicted model, not a curated record. Gene Ontology annotation, biological process: Ras protein signal transduction; positive regulation of GTPase activity. Gene Ontology annotation, molecular function: calcium ion binding; guanyl-nucleotide exchange factor activity. The coding region runs from base 305 to 2431 and encodes 708 amino acids. Gene Ontology annotation, cellular component: plasma membrane. Lineage: Eukaryota; Metazoa; Chordata; Actinopteri; Cypriniformes; Nemacheilidae. The transcript has 17 exons.
CACACCACACUGUUGAUUGUGCUUUGAUGUCACUAACUAGUGUGUGUGCAGCGUUUGACAGUCUCUACAUACUGUGUGCUUACUUCUUCAGAGGGAGGCUGUAACUUGCAAAGAACUACAUUACAUGAUUCAUAUGCUGAGUCAAAAGAGCUUCACAGAUCUGCACGGCCAGUGAGACACAUAGAAACCAGUUCUCCUGUGUAGUACACUGAGAACAUUUGGACGAGAGACGUCGAGAAGAGGUGCGGAGUGCCUGAUGGCAGUGAGCUGGAUGACUCAGUGAGGUCAGGUUGGACAGGAGGUCAUGGGGUCCUUUACGCUGGGGAAAGCUGCUUCCCUGGAGCUGCUGCGGGAGGCCUGUAUUCAAGCAUUUGACGAUGAAGGGGAGCUUCAUGACAAUCAGCUUCCUCGAACCCUUCUGCUGAUGCAUCGCUGGUAUGUGUCCUCUGCCGAGCUCGCUGGAAAACUUCUGAUUAUGUAUCGUGACUGUCAGGGAGACGACUGCAAGAGCACACGACUGAAGAUCUGUUACUUAAUGAGGUACUGGAUUGCUGAAUUUCCUGCUGAGUUUGAUUUGGAUCAGGGUUUGAUCCGCCUUACAGAAGAGUUCAGAGGCGCCGCCGCUCUGCUGGGUGGGGACCAGCACAUUAAAUUACUUGACAUUUCUACAAUUCCUUCGUAUGACUGGAUGCGUAAACUGACUCAGCGAAAGAAGCAGGUGAAGAAGGGCAAAGCAUCACUUCUGUUUGAUCACCUGGAACCCAUUGAGCUUGCCGAACAUCUCACCUUCCUGGAGUACAAGUCCAUCAGGAGGAUAUCGUUCACAGAUUACCGGAGCUAUGUGAUUCACGGCUGUGUGGUGGACAACCCAACGUUGGAGCGCUCCAUCGCACUGUUCAAUGGGAUCUCUCAGUGGGUUCAGCUGAUGGUGCUCAGCAAACUCACUCCUCAGCACAGAGCCGAGGUCAUCAACAAGUACAUUCACGUCGCUCAGAAACUGCUCCACCUGCAGAACUUUAACACUUUAAUGGCUGUGGUUGGAGGUCUGAGUCACAGUUCUAUUUCCCGUCUGAAGGAAACUCAUUCUCACCUCAGCCCAGAAGUCACCAAGAUCUGGAAUGAAAUGACAGAGCUGGUUUCAUCCAACGGCAAUUACUGCGCUUACCGCAAAGCCUUCAGUGAAUGCGAAGGGUUUAAGAUCCCUAUACUGGGCGUUCAUCUCAAGGACCUGAUCGCAGUGCACGUGGUCUUCCCGGACUGGGUAGAGGAUGGGAAAGUUAACAUCGUGAAGAUGCAACAGCUGUAUCUCACAUUUAAUGAACUGGUGUCGCUUCAGAGCGCCGUGUCUCAGGUGGAGCCCAACAUGGACCUGAUCUACCUGCUCACUCUGUCCUUGGACCUUUACUACACAGAGGAUGAAAUUUAUGAGCUGUCGCUGCUCAGAGAACCCCGGAACCCUAAAUCUCAGCCUACAUCACCCACAACCCCCAACAAACCUCUCGCUCCUCUGGAUUGGGCAUCUGGGGUCACCACAAAACCAGAUCCUUCUGUGGUCAACAAACAUAUUAGGAAGGUCGUGGAUUCUGUGUUUCGUAACUACGACCAUGACCAUGACGGUUACAUAUCUCAGGAAGAUUUUGAGAGUAUCGCUGCAAAUUUCCCGUUCUUGGAUUCCUUCUGUGUGCUUGAUAAAGAUCAGGAUGGAUUGAUAAGUAAAGAUGAGAUGAUGGCUUAUUUUCUGCGGGCCAACCCGUUGCUGCAGUGUAAGAUGGGACCUGGAUUUAUACACAACUUCCAAGAGAUGACAUACCUGAAACCAACUUUCUGUGAACAUUGUGCCGGAUUUCUCUGGGGGAUUAUUAAACAAGGAUAUAAGUGCAAAGACUGUGGGGUGAACUGCCACAAACAGUGUCGAGAGCUUCUUGUUUUAGCGUGUCGCCACCUCCCUCGGUCCACAUCAUUAGGCAGCGUGUCACCUGGGACACUUACCCACAGCUCUCUACCCAGCAGCCCCUCCCUGCCCACCUGUAAAGAUGACGACGAGGUGUUUACGUUCCCUGCUCUGUCACCAUCAUCGAGCUCUGAUCUAGAGGGAAAAUCCAUCACGCUGAUGACGGGUUCGGCCCAGCGGAUCUCCGUACGGCUGCAGAGAGCCACCACCAGUCAGGCCACACAGACGGAACCCAUGUGGCCUGAGAAUGCCUGGGCAGCCAUAGCUGACAGCGGGUCACACACCUUCCCAAAGAUGAGGUACAGGCCACACCGUAAAGCAUCCAAGAGCAAAGGGUUCGCUCGCUGGGAGAACGACGCACAGAUUUCAACAGGAACAAAUCGCACUCGCCGGGAGUCACAGGAGCACAGUGAAGUGUCACAGCAGAACGGACUGAUGUACCAACAUCGGGACAAAACUGAACCCACUGAGAUCAGCUGACUUGUCCGAACAAUGGGCCCGAGAAGGACGCCCUGGAGCCGGUCAGGAGCGCGGAUGAAAAGGCUCUCCUCUCUAGGGGGCAUGCUGGGGUGCCUCAUGCCUCGAGUGGAUCGGGAAUAGGGCCUCUAUUUCGACAGCCCCAGCUACAGAGGGACGGCAGGCCACCUGCUGACUGCGCUGGGGGAAAGAUGGCAUCAAAAGAAAGGUCUCGGACUACAUGGGGGGUGACCUGUUAUGUUGUGCUCUCCUGCGUGGAGUGGACGAUACUAGACUUCAGUGAAAACCUAGUAUCAGUAUAGGCUGAUGUGAUGGAUACAUCAGCGCUUAAAAGGAUAGAUAACCGAUGUAGAUAUAUCUACGAGAGUAGAAAGAAUGUAGAAAAGAAGGUUUUGUACAGAAACACCAAUGUAAAAUGUUAUUAUUUAAGGUCUUACGUAGACACGUGUGCAUUGAAGGCAUGGUUUGAUUUUCGUGCUCCAGAAACACUACAAGAAUAGAGGACAUGUUGAAUUUAAUGCCUACAUAAAUUAUAUGUUAUUUAAGAUGGAACUGGCAUGCAUUGAAGUGGACAGAGGAAGAUCGUCAUAUCCAUGAUGAACUUAAACACUAACUUUGUGUUUGCCAGGCAACACAUUAUCUUAAUUGGAAGGUACGUAGACAAAGAUAAGAGUUGCCACAGAAGAUAAGAUUUCAGGUCUUUACCCCAGAUCGAAUGAAAAAAACAAGUUUUUUCUUUUCAUUUGGUCUAUACAUCAUUUACUUCAAUAGUUUAACUGUUUAUUUUGCUAUAAAAGGUGCCAACGUAUAGCCACUGACUAUGAAGAUUAUUACAUACGUGUUGCUUGGCGACAUUGGCAAUGUAAAGAUGACAUAGACUUCAUAUAUCCAUAAAUUCAGAGACAGCGAUUCUAAAAACCCAGGUGGGCCGUCGACCAGGUGUUUGUAUGGCCUCUGUUGCUAAGUGCACGGUGAUAAAGUUGGGCGACAAGUCCGUUGCCAAGGCAACUUGCGUCCUUCACUGACAUGUUUUAAAAUGGGUUUUGCACCCAGAAUGCCCUGGUAAGGUUCAGAGAAGAUAAGCACGAUACGGGCAUUUCUAAAACGCUGACUCAGUAGCUACACAGAAGAUGAACAGCUCAUAUGAGGGGAAUUGUGAUUAAAGUGAGCAUUUCAUCCCAUAGGAUGAAAUGCUCCUCUAGCGCUACAAUUAUGGAUUUAAGCGUUGUGUGAUGUGGGUGGAGAAGUCACAGUUACACUCAUGGAAUCAUAAUCGGCGUGUAUUGAGUUUUAGACGGACGCCAGUGACGUGUGACAUGUUGACGUGUUUGAAAGCCCUUGAGAAUGUCUUCUUCAUAUCGUUUGAACCCUUCACGAGAUGCCAAUUUACAAAUCAAUGUUGCUAUUGUCUUGCUCCACAGAGCGUUUUUUUUCUGAUUUUGUGCUAAUGGUUCUGUUUUCUGACAACACAGUGAAGCGCUAAACUAACUUUAAGCAUCACACCAAGUCAUAAAAUACUAGAAUCCCCUGCAUAAAAUAUUAAAUAAAUAUUUUUUUAUCUGUUGAAAAGCAGUGCUGAUAAA